CACAUGCUGAUUUGGCUUUUGUCACCUGACUGAAACCUAUGCUUCAAAUCAGUGCCCUCCCUCCCUCUCUCCCUCAAAACUCUCUAACAGUCAAUUUCACUCUCACUUUCACAUAGAAUUGAUCACCAAAAAGUCUUUUCAAUCUUCACAAUAACUUCCCUUUUGCUCAUCACACUCAAAUCCCAUUUGAUAAGAGGGGCAAUCUCGUCGCUCCCUAAGAAAAGAAGAUGGCGGUCGAUGCGAAGACUGAUAGAACUGAUUUGGGGCAAUUCAAAGUUUGUAGUUCUCAAGGUGGGAUGAGCUGCACAGCUACAACAAUCACUAAAGAAGAUGAACCAUUUGAUUUCAUGCGUUCCUUAUGUGAAGGAGCUUUAGCUGGAGUAGCAGCUGGUGGUGUUGUAGAAUCCGUCUUAUACCCAAUUGACACAAUCAAAACAAGACUUCAAGCAGUUCGUGGUGGAGGAAAGAUUGUACUGAGGGGUCUUUACUCAGGAUUGGCUGGAAAUCUUGCGGGUGUCUUACCGGCAUCUGCAAUAUUUGUUGGAGUAUAUGAACCUACAAAGCAAAUAUUAACGAAAAGUUUCCCUGAACAUCUCAGUGUUCUGGCGCAAUUGAUUGCAGGUGCUGUUGGUGGGGCUGCAUCUUCUGUCGUUCGCGUUCCCACUGAGGUUGUUAAGCAAAGGAUGCAAAUGUCGCACUUUGCUUCUGCCCCAGAUGCAGUACGCUGUAUUGUAACCAAGGAGGGCUUUAGAGGCCUUUAUGCUGGAUAUGGGUCCUUUCUGUUGCGAGAUUUACCUUUCGAUGCUUUACAAUUUUGCAUAUAUGAGCAGCUCAGAAUGGGGUACAAAUUAGCAGCUAAGAGAGAUCUGAAGGAUUCGGAGACCGCUCUUAUUGGUGCUUUUGCUGGUGCAAUAACUGGAGCCAUAACAACGCCUCUAGAUGUCAUAAAGACUAGGUUGAUGGUUCAGGGAUCUGCGAAGCAAUAUGAAGGCAUUCUCCAUUGUGUUAGUACUAUUGCCAAAGAGGAGGGCACCUCUGCUCUUUUUAAGGUACACCCUUUUUCUAUGUUCUAUCUGUGAUUUUAUGAUAGAAAUUCAUCAUCUGUUAUAACACAUCUGAAAUACAUUCAUUUUGGUUUGUUUUCUUCAAGGGAAUGGGGCCCCGGGUACUGUGGAUCGGUAUCGGGGGUUCAAUUUUCUUUGGCGUUCUUGAGAGAUCAAAGAAGAUGCUCGCAGACAGACGUGUUCAGCACGAUCUAGAUUCUAAGUCGGACUAAGAAAAGAUAGGGAAAGAAAGAUCUUUUUUACUAUUUUACUCCUUAGAUCCCCAAUAUCAAAGUUGUUUUUUUAAAAUAAUAAUCGUCACUUUUGUUUUAGUUCUUUGGGUUGAAUAAUGGCCACUUUUAGUUAUCACAUCCUGUCAAGACAUUGUAUUUGAUGAGGAGUGAUCAAAUGGUAUUAGUUUAACAAGGGAUCAAAUGGUAGUUUUCUUUUUCUCACAAAAAAAUAAAAUAAAAUAAGAAAAAAAUUGAAGACUGAAAUUUG
Oldenlandia corymbosa var. corymbosa is the source of this 1544-nucleotide messenger RNA. NCBI's taxonomy places the organism in Eukaryota, Viridiplantae, Streptophyta, Magnoliopsida, Gentianales, Rubiaceae. The record is from the annotation of a GenBank genome assembly.